Messenger RNA from Phascolarctos cinereus (koala), 2938 nucleotides. RefSeq names its product kinesin family member 18B (gene KIF18B). Gene Ontology annotation, molecular function: microtubule motor activity; ATP binding; microtubule binding. The record is from RefSeq and is a predicted model, not a curated record. Gene Ontology annotation, biological process: microtubule-based movement. Lineage: Eukaryota; Metazoa; Chordata; Mammalia; Diprotodontia; Phascolarctidae.
GGGGUGGUGGGGGGCGGGGAGGGGAAGGGGGGGAGCCAUCUGUCUGAGGCUGAGAGGGACCAGGGCAGCGGAGGCCACCGCGGCGUGGGACAGAACAAGGGCACUGUCAUGGUGAUGACAGAGGAGGACAGCACAGUGAAGGUAGUGGUUCGAGUGAGGCCCCCUACUCCAAAGGAAUUGGAGAGCCAUCGAAGGCCUGUGGUUCAGGUGGUAGAUGGGAGAAUGCUGGUGUUUGACCCUGAGGAGCCAGAUGGAGGUUUCCCUGGUCUGAAGUGGGGAGGCAAUGUCCAUGAUGGUCCCAAGAAAAAGGGCAAAGAUUUGAAGUUUGUCUUUGACCGGGUUUUUGCCGAGACAGCCACCCAACAGGAGGUAUUCCAGCACACCACCCACAGCAUCCUGGAUGGGGUUCUUCAGGGGUAUAACUGCUCAGUGUUUGCCUAUGGGGCCACGGGAGCAGGGAAGACACACACCAUGCUGGGAGGAGAGGGGGACCCUGGCAUCAUGUACCUGACCAUGAUGGAGCUUUAUCAGCGUCUAGAGGCCCGCCGGCAGGAGAAACACUAUGAGGUUCUCAUCAGCUACCAAGAGGUAUACAAUGAGCAGAUAUAUGAUCUCCUAGAUCCCAAGGGUGCCCUAGCUAUCCGAGAGGACCCAGACAGGGGUGUUGUGGUUCAAGGACUCUCCUUCCAUCAGCCAGCCUCAGCUGAACAACUUCUGGAGAUGCUGACGAGAGGGAACCGGAAUCGUAAGCAGCACCCCACUGAUGCUAACGCCACAUCCUCUCGCUCACAUGCGGUCUUUCAGAUCUAUGUGAAGCAGCAGGACUGUGUGCCAGGACUGACCCAGACCCUGCGGGUUGCCAAGAUGAGCCUGAUUGAUCUGGCAGGCUCAGAGAGGGCAUCAAACACCCAUGCCACUGGGGAGCGGCUUCGGGAGGGUGCCAACAUCAACCGCUCACUGCUGGCACUCAUCAACGUCCUCAAUGCUUUGGCAGAUGCAAAGGGCCGAAAGUCCCAUGUGCCAUACCGAGACAGCAAGCUGACCCGUUUGCUAAAGGACUCGAUAGGAGGGAACUGCCGGACAGUGAUGAUCGCUGCUGUCAGUCCCUCAGCCCUGGCCUAUGAGGACACCUACAACACCCUCAAGUAUGCUGACCGUGCAAAGGAAAUCAAGCUCUCGCUCAAGAGCAACGUGAUCAGCUUGAACUGUCACAUCAGCCAGUAUGCCACCAUUUGCCAGCAGCUUCAGGCUGAGGUGGCUGCCCUGCGGGAAAAGCUCCAGGUCUAUGAAGCAGGAGCAAGAACCACCCCACAAGAGCUCCCAGAGCUGCCCAAACCAUCUCUCUGCACUAGCCCUCUGCAGCCAGGCCUCAGCCUUCCUGACUCACCCUCACUGAGCCAUCAUCCUCGUCAGUCCUACUCUCCAGAGCUCUACUCAAACCCUGGAACCCCCGAGGAGGAGGAGACCCACGUGGAGGAUAAAGAAGUGAUGAAGCCCCUUUUCAGUUCUCAGGCACAGGAACCAACGAAGGAGAGGAAUGAGAGCACCGUGAAAAAGGUGAUGCAGCCUCCGGUCCAAACCCUAGAGCCCAAGCCAGGAUUGGGCAGCCUCACACCACCAGAAGUGGACAAAAACAAAACCAAGAGGCUAGCCCUGAUGGUGCUGCAUGUGGCCCAGCGGCAAUAUUCUCUUCUCAGAGAAGCCAAUCUCCUGACCCCAGACAUGGUCUUGGAGUUUGAGGCAGUGCAACGGCUGGUUCAAGAUGAGAAGACAGUGCCACGGGGGAAGGUAGCUGAUACUCCCAGCCCAGCUGGAGGGGUACCUUUGUCCCAGGAGCUAUCCCCAGAAUCAACACCUCCAACAUAUUCUGGCCCAACAACACGAACCAUGGCAAGACGUCUGAGUGGGCUUUUGCCCGUUCUGGGGCUCCCAUCUUUUUCAGCCCUCUCACCCCAAAGUUCUCAGGCUCCAAGGAAGAAGAAGAGGAGGAGAUCAGAUGAGUCAAGCUCACCUGAACUGAACACCUACUCUUCCUCUAAACUGGAGGCCAAACGGCAAAAGAAGUCUUUGCCCCAUGCAGGGAAAGAUUCUCUGCCCCAGGCAGGGCCUUCCCCGGGACUCAGCACCCCCAAGAUGGAGGUUGCAUCCACUACCCCCUUUCCCCACCUUCUCUCAGCUACUGUUGUCAAAAGCCGGGUGCCCCUGGGCCCAUCCUCUAUGCAGAACUGCUCUACUCCUCUCAGCCUACCUACCCGGGACCUCAAUGCCACCUUUGACCUUUCUGAGGGGACCUUCUUGAAGUCCACUGCUUCUGAAUUCCUCAGCUGGGAGAAUGUCCCUGCUGCCUUGAACAAGAUGGAUAAACCCUUCAUUCCCAGGGGUCCCAUGCAGCUAUUCACCAUGAAGGGUCCCAAGCCAGCAUCUUCCCUUCAUGGUGGCUCUGCUCGCAAGAGGAGAUGCCCUUUGAGGUCCUCAGCCUCCUGUACAGUGGCUGCCCCCCAGGGCCGGAGUCGAAUCGCCAGACUUCACACCAGCACUAUGAAAAAGCCAGGAGGUCCCCUUGCUGUCUCAGAGCCCUCCUCCAGCCCCCGAUGGCUAGGCAGCCAGAGGAACCGGAAAGACACGGCACUGGGGUUUGGAGGAGCCCCACAGACUGGUAUCCGGCCCAGCACAGGCAAAGCCAUCUUCAAGGGGUCCUGAGAAUGAGAUGUGUCUUCUGUGCUUGUCACUUUGGCUCCUUCUGCCCCAACCUUGGCUUGACCUUCUAUACUCCUUUAUCAUCUAAGACCAACUGACGAUUCAACUGCCCAUCUAGCACACCUUCCUAAUUACCUCCUUCUGAUUCCUUGCCACUGCCUUCUCUUCCUCUCCCAUGCUCUUAUUGUAAUCAGCUUGUGCUUACAUUCACAUACAUGUAUUAAAGUGUUCUUCUCUCUUC